Molecule: messenger RNA, 504 nt
Organism: Alternaria alternata
Lineage: Eukaryota; Fungi; Ascomycota; Dothideomycetes; Pleosporales; Pleosporaceae
Exons: 2
Coding region: 1-504 (167 amino acids)
Source: RefSeq, a predicted model, not a curated record
AUGCUGUGUGAGGCACUGGAGCGAGGGGUCUUGGGGGUCGGAGACGGUGGCUCAAUAUUGCGUGCUGUGCCUGCCGUACCCCAGGAAGUGAUCCCCCACAGCCAUGAAAGUGUGCUCGAUCAGCCCCCAGGCUGCGGUGGAACGCGAGCAAAGCCAGUGGGUAAAUCGGGGAGUGUGUUGGAGGGCGUUAUUGGUCAUUUGACAAGGCCAAUGGGUGGAGGAGAUGUGCGGAAGCGCUCAGCACAAGUCGACAACAGCUGGGAUGAUUGUAGGCAUCUCUCUGGCUCGUCUCACGCCGUGUGCGCCGAGAGGGCAGCAACGGAGGAGGCAGGACCACGAGGGGAAGCCGCACCUAUGGCAGCUGAGGAGAGGGCGUCGAUGAGACGCGGGAGCACAAACAAACCCCAGAUGUGUGACGUCUCCAGCACCCCAUACAAAGCCCGCCGUCUCCUUAUCAGUCUCCCCCAGCUUCGCGGCGUCAAUCGCUCGCACCGCAUAGCAUAG